AUGAUUUUGGAAUAUAUAAUCGCGGCCGCAAGCUUGGCACGAGCGUGCAGUGAAUAUAUCAACUCCUUUGUCCAAGGCUCUAUAUACAAUUUCUUCAUGGAGGACAUCGCUAAGUGGAAUGUUCCAGCGCUCGGCAGUUUUCCUGAUUUCCUGGCCAUGGCUUUGGCGUUAGUCAUUUCGUGUAUAGUGUCUUUAGGUGCACUAAAGUCCUCACUGUUUAACAAGGUCAUGACGUUUAUAAAUCUUUCUGUCAUCAUUUUCAUUAUUUGCGUUGGCUUAUACUUUGUUGAAGGAAAAACCUGGCAGGCAUUUGCCCCUUACGGAGUGAAUGGAGUUCUAAAAGCCGCUGGAAGUUGCUUUUAUGCCUUUGUGGGCUUUGACGUCAUUGCUACAGCGAGCGAAGAGGCGUUAAACCCCAAGCGUUCAAUACCAUUAUCGAUCAUCCUAACAAUUGUGAUCAGUUUUCUUGCCUAUUUUGGAGUCGCCACAGUUCUCACUCUCAUGAUACCUUAUAAUCAGCUCAGUCAGUUUGCACCUCUGGCUCAAGCCUUUACCCAACGAGGAUUCAGCGCCGCAAAGUAUGUCGUGGCAAUUGGAGGGCUCUGCGCAACUAUGAGUAGUCUGCUGACCGCCACAUUUUCAGUCCCACGUAUCUUGUACUCUAUGGCUACUGAUGGCUUGCUGUAUAACUGGUUUGCGCAUGUGCACGAUACCACAAUGGUACCUGUUCGGGCAGCUUUGGCUAGUGGAGUUUUGAUUGCAUCCUUGGCAUUACUACUGGACCUCAAACAGCUGGUAAGAUUUAUUUCUGCUUUUUAUUUAUUUAUUUUUUUCUUCACCACUAAGAGAAAAGUGUUUGUUUAAAAUCCUGUCUUAACAUGUAAGAGCAUCAUUGAUCGAAUUUCGAGCUACUCACUCGGUUUCAACACAUGCCCUUCGGUAACAUGGUCUUAUUGAAAUCCAUGCUUUAUCGUUUCCUUUAGGUUGAGAUGUUGUCCAUUGGCACGUUAAUGGCUUACACUAUGGUAGUAAUUGCUGUUCUCGUCACGAGAUAUACUCCUGGUGUUGAAAGUGUAACUUUGGAAAACGACGGAAGCGACAAGACAACCAAAACGUGGAUGAAGACGCUCUGUUGUAGCUCAGACGAAACAGAUGAUAGGGCGGAUAUUAGCUACAGACAGGUGCAAAACAUCGACGAAGAAACCAGGAGCAGUAAAGAGGAACCAGACGAGAAAACAAGCACUCGCGCUCGCGUUGGUGUGUUCACACUGACUUUAUCCAUAACGGCAUUCUUAAUUUGUCUGACUCGUACUUAUUCAUACUUAGGCCGAGCAGAGGCCUGGGCAAUUCUUCUUUGCUGUAUUUUUGGCUUACCGAUUGUCGCCUCUUUGAUGUAUAUUAUCAGACAGCCAAAAAAUUCCGCUACGUUUCCGUUCACCGUCCCGGGAGUGCCAUUCGUUCCAGCCAUUGCAAUAUUCUUCAAUGUUCUACUAAUAGUAAACUUGAAUCCUUGGACAUACAUCCGUUUUAGUGUGUGGACGGCUCUAGGUGAGUUAUUGCCCACUGAAAAGGUUGGGGGUGGGGGUGGGGGACGGGUGACGCCCGGAUAGUUGACGGCUGCCAUGCUUAAGGGGAGGCUCAAGUUCAAACCCCGAAAGGGUCACUGACCAUGGACUUAAUAGGCUACUUCCGAGUUCCAAAAGUCCUCACUUUCAAAAUGAUGCCAAGCGCACAACCUUUCUUGUGAAAAUAAGUUUUAUUUGCAUGAGAAUGAAAUCUCAUUUUCAUCAGUCAAAGGCUGAGCACUUGACCUCGUCUUGAUACAGAGGCCCGGGGAAAUCGAAAAUGGCCUACUGGCUAUCUUUGAAAUUAGCGGACAAUUCUUGCCAGGACCCCUGGGACAAACAGCAGCGGCGGAAAGCCGGAUCUUGGUGUAGAUCAGGAUAACACUUAAAACUGCAGGCAUGGCUGAUCAGACAGCUAAGGAUUGGUAAUUUAUUUGCCCAAUACUUCGACAAGACAAAACUAGUAAAUACUGUGACCCUUUAUUCUAUUCUCACUUAGCUUUUCAAGCCCUUGAUGAAGACUAGUUUUGUCUAGUAGAAAAAUUGGGCAAAUAAAUUACCAAUCAUUAGCUGUCCGAUCAGCCUUGCCUUCAAUUAAUUUUCAGUAUCUUUUAAAUCCCGACCCAGUUCAAAGCUCUAGUCUGCUUCACAGCUGUUUUGACUUAAAGAACGGCUGUGGAGCAGACUACAAGAACUCCGACUUUUCUCCCUUGGUCGUGCUCUGAUUUAGUAAUUCAUAAGGAUGCAAAUAAGCACACAGACACGGCUGUUAAAAAAGGUAGGGAACGUUUCAUCGGUGUGGGUGUGAUCUACCUGAAUCGGCUAUCAUUUCAUGUAUCAUCAAGAGACUAUAAAGGGGACAGAGAGGGCAUCCCCCAUAUACACCCUAUUCCAUAGGUAAUUCGUCUCGAGUUAUUUUUAACACCUCAGAUCUCAAGGGGGAUUAGACAACAGCCAAUCACAUAGCGCGAAUGUGUUCCGCGUGGAUGGCCCACGCUGAGAGCCACGCGUCCUUCACGAAAUGACGCAGAACAAAAUGGGGGAAGACGCGGAGAGCGAUUUUGCUAUUCCUUUUCUCGACGAAAACGACUACAGCGAGAUUUCUGCGAAAGCUGUGUCAGCGAAACCGAAAUUAAAAAAGAAUCGCCCUUCCUCUCUUGUAUAGAGCUAACAGUAGAGCAGGGAAAUCCUUAACACACUUAAUAUUCUCUCAGGAUCAUUUAUAAUUUACAGUUUGAAGAGAGCAAUUUCUGGUUGAUGUUUAUUUUUUUGUCUUUAUAGCGAUUAUUCCUACCCACUUACUUUGUCAAUUGUAGGCGAACCCUCCUAAAGCUGAAUUUCAAGGGACCAUAUUCAAGCUCAGAAAGAGAAAUAAAAUUUCGUCGUUGCUUAUUUACGUCCUCCAUAAAACGCAAAAUUAGGCAUUUUCACGUCGUAGUCGUGCAAAAACGGGAAAGAAAUGAACAAAAAAGUGUGUUGCACGUGCGAAGUUGUUGUUUUGCUAAUUAAACCUAUUGUUUUUUUGACGUUCUAGUUGUCAUCCGCGUCGUUGGAUCUUUAACUCCCUAAAUUGUACAAACGACCGGUUUCAAUAGACCGGCGAAAUUUCUCAUUUUAUUAAAGCACUGAGGUUACAAUAACUUCGAGUUAAACUGAUUUCACGGGUUGUCAAAGAGUCCAGCGAUUCCUUUUUCCCAGGUGAGCGCCGACUCAUUUCGCUUCAAUAUUCAGGGAUGCUCUCGAUCUUUUUACGCUUUCAUUGCCUCUCGCCCGACAUGUUUUGCACGGCGUUUGGUCAUGCGAAAUCUCCACGAAACAUCCACGCCUCGCGCGAGGUAACUUUAUCCCGAUUCUAAAAAUAGCUCGAGACGAAUUACCUGUGGAAUAGGGUGUAUAUGGGGGAUGCCAUCUCUGUCCCCUUUACAGUCUCUUGGUAUCAUACACAUAGGCGUACGGAAAAUUUUUUGCCAGGGGGGGCGGUAAACCAUUUGCCCAAAAAAAUCUCGCAAGUUGCCCAAUUUUUACGAAAGAGUCGAAAAGAAAUGAGGGCCAUAUUGCAACAACAUAGGCCGUCCUGGCAUAUGAAGGUGGUUCGAUACAGUUUUCCAGGGGCAAUACCAAGUCUGAGCAUAAACUACGUCGCCAUAAACAAACAUUUGGAAAAAUUGCGACCACAGUUGUAUUAAGAUGAAAAUUUGUCAUCAUCAGGGUUGCAAUGACAUCGGAGUUAUCAUAGCAACGAAAUAGCUCCAUGAUUCUCUGCACGGGAACCUUACAAAAUCGUUCACAGGAGCUUUUUUCUCCAAUACGGUCGCCUCGAUGUUCGUGAAGUUUGAGCAAAACCUUAAGAGCGUUUUCGAGAUAUUUUGGAAUGAAGGUUUUAUUAUUAGAAAUACGGAAAGAAAAGGAAAAUCUUGAUUUUUGGCCGUUAUCUGUAGAAAACGAAUCGCUUUUGACCUGCAAUUUCACCUCAUAGUAGUCUUAAUCGUUUUAAAAACAUGUGUGAAAGAUCGUGGAGAUAGCUCUGCUUGAUUGCUAGAUUCGAAAGAAGGAUUUGAUUAGUAUGUAUCGAGACACUCUUGUUAGCGGUUCACAGUGUAAACAUUUUGGUCUACUUUAACAAAUUAUCGAAUAAUUUAAACCGCUCGAUAGAUUUUUUGAAAGAAUUAAGAUUCUUCUCGUAAUUCAGACUGAGAAUUAGUCAGCCACUUCUUCAUUUUCAGACCCAUUGUAGCCCGCGUAGCAAGCGUUUCCAGUCGAACUCGCCCGGAAACGCUUGCUAUGCAGGCUAUACCCAUUGCUAAAUGCUAUCUGCCAUACACUGUUCUUCGAAUGGAGAUGAUUCUAAAAAGUUAUGCGAAAGUUUAUUUUAAUCAAUUCACAACUGGAAAUAGCCCAUUCCAGCUAGUGCAGUACAGUAUAGUGACCAACCAAAAAUAGCUGCAAAUAUGUAAAUUACUCAUCACAUGCUAGGCAACCACUGUAAUGUAACUGGAUUAUUACGCCGACUUCAGGUUAAUAUUCAGGUCUUUAAAAUAAUUAAAUAAACAUGGAGACGUCUUUAAGAACUGGCUUUGCCCAAAUUUUCUCUCGCUGCCCAAAAAAUCUGAGUUGCCCAAAAUUUGGGGGGGCUGCAGCCCCCCUCGCCCCCCCGGCCCGUACGCCUAUGAUCAUACAUGCCACAGAUAGCCUAAGAAAACAGCCGACAUCUCGCCACGCCACCAACGGUUUUCUCGCGAAAAGACGUCUGAGAAACGAGCGCAGAAAUUCCAUACUGAUGACGCGUCACUACCCAGAUCUGGGUAGUGUUUCUGACUGGUUGAAACAAAUUUGCCACCCGGCAAAACCAAUCACAAGCACUACCCAAAUCUGGGUAGUAACAAGUCAUCAGUAUGGAAUUUCUUCGCUCGCUUCUCAGGCGAUCCAUGGGAAGGUUUGGUUCAGUACGCUUAGACCCCUUUUAUGUGGAGAAAACUCGCCCUGGGUAUAGAACGUUCCUCGCCUACCCGAGAUUUCUUAUGCAAGCCAACUUUUCCUACAUUUUCUUACAAAACAUGGUGAACCGUUUGCGUGAGAAACAAAAAAGUUUGCUUGGCUAGAAGGGUGACCCUUCCAUACUAGCCGAGCCGCCCCUUUUCGAUGGAAGGGUCAUCCUCCUAGCCGGGCUAACUUUUCUUCACAUAAAUUAUUAAAACACUUUGGCUCGCUUAGGGCCUGUUUACAUGUGGGGGACCCCAGACAGGUGAAGUAACAUACAGCGGGUCAUCCCACCUAUCUUGUAAACGUGAUCAAAUUAAAAUGAGAGAUUAUAUGGACAGGCGGGUUACUCCACCUAAGUGGGUUACCUCACCUUCCUGGGGUCCCCCAACCUCCAUGUAAACAGGCCCUAAGCCGGGUCAACCCGGUUAAGGCAAGGCAAUCACAGCAUGCGCGAGGGCUCUUAACACGGGAGUCAACAACAAUUCCUUUAAGCGUUCAUGAAAUGGUAGCAGCGUUGCAGUUAGAAUGUCUAAAAUAUGCUAAUAAUCUUCAUGCUCUUUAAUCGUUUCAGGACUCCUUGUAUACUUUGGUUAUGGUUAUAAACACAGUGUGGAAGGUAUGAGGCAAAGAGAAAUAACGCAAACACAACUCAUAAUUUCACAAACGGAAAAUUUUGGCAAAGAAGUUGAAGAAUAUCCUUUGGCUUCUGAAUAACAGAGGACAAGAAAAACACGAUAAAACAGGAAUGACUAUGGUUAUUAUAAUUAUUGUAACUAACAAGGUGUAAAGGCGUAAAAAAUGCGUCACACCUGUGAUUCUGAAUUAAAAGAACGUUUGACUUUGCGGCUUUACGUCUUAUUUAUAC
Molecule: messenger RNA, 5910 nt
Organism: Porites lobata
Lineage: Eukaryota; Metazoa; Cnidaria; Anthozoa; Scleractinia; Poritidae
Source: the annotation of a GenBank genome assembly